AUGGCGGAAAGAAGGGAUGCUGUUCUUCGCGAGGCUUGUGACCAUUUAUCAAAUAAUUUGAAGUUUACGCUGCAAUUGAAGCCCGAACAGCGUAAUGCUGUGGACUAUUUACUUAAGAAAGAUGAUGUGCUCGCGGUUCUUCCGACAGGAUACGGCAAAAGUCUUAUUUUCCAACUCUUUACUGUUGCUGUGUCGAUUGAAGGGGAAGAGCGGCAAACUGUGUUGGUUAUUUGUCCUUUGAAAAUCAUCAUAGAAGACCAAAUUGCUGAGGCCGGAAGUCUGGGUAUCCCGGCGGCUUCCACAGAGGAUAUCUCGGAAGACGAGUUGCGUGCCGCAAAAUUUCGGCUGAGGGCCGCAAAAUUUCGGUCUGAGGCAAAACUCGGUGCAAAUGUUGCUUUCCGUGACGCGUUUGGGAAAUUGUCGCAGAUCAGAUCCUUUUGGACGCCAAUACUUGCAAUCACCGGGACUGCAGAUGGAAACACUCAAAGUGUCAUUAUUAAACAGUUGCUGUUAAAAAAGCCACCGUGA
Stylophora pistillata is the source of this 528-nucleotide messenger RNA. RefSeq lists its product as uncharacterized. The record is from RefSeq and is a predicted model, not a curated record. Lineage: Eukaryota; Metazoa; Cnidaria; Anthozoa; Scleractinia; Pocilloporidae.